Messenger RNA from Cyphomyrmex costatus, 5769 nucleotides. RefSeq names its product Trehalose-6-phosphate synthase 1 (gene Tps1). Gene Ontology annotation, molecular function: alpha,alpha-trehalose-phosphate synthase (UDP-forming) activity; trehalose-phosphatase activity. Lineage: Eukaryota; Metazoa; Arthropoda; Insecta; Hymenoptera; Formicidae. The transcript has 10 exons. Bases 584 to 3007 code for a protein of 807 amino acids. Gene Ontology annotation, cellular component: cytosol. Gene Ontology annotation, biological process: trehalose biosynthetic process. The record is from RefSeq and is a predicted model, not a curated record.
GCGCGGGUGGUGGUUGAAAGGUCGCGGCCUCCGUCAUUGAUAUGGUUACAGGGAGCGCACUUUGGACCAAACGACUGUGCCGACUUAAGAGGAAUAAAGCGCGACGGCGUUAGUUGACUUCAGUUUAGUGUCAUCCUGGCUGCGUAACGCGACGCAUCGCGCAACCCGACCGACCCGCACUUGUCUUUUUUUUUUUUUCAUAUUUCUCCCCCCCUUCACUUCUCGCUUUCUCUCUCUCUCCUUCCGCGAUCUGUAAACCGGCGAGAAAUAAAACGCCGGUAAAUCAUGGACCCCGGCCAAGAGCGACAGUAAACCGCGAAAUAGAUUUUCGCGCACGAGAUAAUCGGACAAGGGACUCAGGCGCACGCGAGCUUAUUUCUCUCAGAUAGAGAGGGAGAGAGAGAGAGAGAGAAUAAAAGAACCGCAUCUUUUCACCGAGUCGCGCUGAACGCACGUGACUCUUGACGUUUCGCGUGGACAAGGACGACCGUGUCGAGAAACCACGGCCACCAGACGUUCCACCACGCGCUUUCCACCUUCACGUUUCCGCGUGAGCCCGUCGCGAUACUAUACUGACACCACCAUGUGGUCCAUAGAACCGGCCAGCUUCACCUCCAACGGGAGCAUGAUCGUCGUGAGCAACAGGUUGCCAUUUGUGUUGAAGAGGAACGAACUGACCGGUCAGCUGGAGCGCAAAGCCAGCGCCGGUGGUCUGGUAACUGCAGUAGCGCCUGUUGUUAUAAACGGAAAUGGAGUUUGGGUCGGAUGGCCGGGUAUGCAUAUGGAAAAUCCGAACGAACCAAUUCCCGAAUCAGAUCCGAACGAUCGCACGCCGACGGCUGGUCUACUAUCGCGCAAGGUUGUAGCGGUUCACGUUGAUGCCGGCAUCUUUGACUCGUACUACAACGGAUGCUGCAAUGGAACCUUCUGGCCUCUUUUCCAUUCCAUGCCGGAUCGAGCGACCUUCAUCGCUGAACACUGGCGCGCGUAUUCUGCGGUCAACGAACAAUUCGCUGCAAAGACAGUUGGUGCAUUGGAACAAAUUCAUAAGGAACAAGAGAACCAGCAGAAUGGUACGCCGUUGGUAUGGGUCCACGAUUAUCACUUGAUGUUGGCCGCUAAUUGGAUCAGACAGGCGGCCGAGGAGAGAAAUCUCAGGCUUAAAUUAGGUUUCUUCCUUCACAUACCCUUCCCUCCGUGGGACAUCUUCCGGUUGUUCCCGUGGGCCGAUGAAAUCCUGCAGGGCAUGCUGGGAUGCGACAUGGUGGGUUUCCACAUUCAGGAUUAUUGCUUGAACUUUGUCGAUUGCUGCCAGAGGUGUCUCGGUUGCAGAGUGGACCGUAAGAACCUGCUGGUUGAACACGGCGGUAGAACGGUGCGGGUAAGACCGCUGCCGAUCGGUAUACCGUUCGAUAGGUUCGUCUCGUUAGCAGAGACCGCAACGAAAGUCAUGCAGUCGAAUCAGAAGAUCGUCCUCGGUGUCGAUCGGCUCGAUUACACGAAGGGUCUGGUUCAUAGAUUAAAAGCCUUCGAGAUGCUGUUGGAGAAACAUCCCGAGCAUCGCGAACAGGUGACGAUGCUUCAAAUCGCAGUACCUUCACGCACGGACGUCCGCGAGUAUCAGGAUUUGAAGCUCGAGAUGGAUCAACUGAUCGGCUGCAUAAACGGUCGCUUCACGACACCCAAUUGGUCGCCCAUACGUUACAUUUACGGCUGCGUGAGUCAGGACGAGCUAGCGGCGUUCUACAGGGAUGCCGCCGUCGCUCUCGUCACACCGCUCCGGGACGGCAUGAAUUUAGUUGCCAAGGAAUUCGUUGCUUGUCAAAUCAACACCCCGCCGGGUGUGCUGAUAGUGUCGCCUUUCGCUGGAGCUGGUGAAAUGAUGCACGAAGCUUUGAUUUGCAACCCUUACGAGAUCGACGAGGCUGCGGAGGUGAUUCAUAGGGCCCUCACCAUGCCCGAAGACGAACGCACAUUAAGAAUGAACCACUUACGUCGACGUGAAAGGAUAUACGAUGUUAACUACUGGAUGAAGUCCUUCCUUCAGGUCAUGGGAUCCCUCGAGGAGCACGAUUCCGUAGGCGCUACUACGAUGCAGCCCGUGACUAUGGAUGAUUUCGACGAUUAUUUGAACAAGUACAUCGGAGAAAAUCAUAAAUUGGCGCUUUUGUUGGAUUACGAUGGUACGUUGGCGCCCAUCGCCACACAUCCUGACCUGGCGAUCUUGCCGCUCGAGACGAAGAACGUCCUGCAAAGGUUGUCCAACAUGUCAGAUGUUUACAUCGCGAUUAUAUCAGGCAGAAACGUGAUCAAUGUGAAAUCGAUGGUCGGAAUUGAGGGUAUCACGUAUGCCGGUAAUCAUGGGCUGGAGAUCCUGCAUCCGGACGGCAGCAAGUUCGUCCAUCCAAUGCCUGCCGAGUUGGAGGACAAGGUGGCAAGUUUAAUGCAAACGCUUCAGGAACAGCUCUGCAGGGACGGUGCUUGGGUCGAGAAUAAAGGUGCGCUUCUCACGUUCCAUUAUCGUGAAACUCCGAUGGAGGGCCGUCCCAAGAUGGUCGAUCAAGCCAAGAGACUCAUCGAGGGUGCCGGAUUCAAGGCCUGUACAGCUCAUUGCGCCAUAGAAGCAAAACCACCGGUCGAAUGGAACAAGGGACGUGCUUCUAUCUACAUCUUGCGCACGGCAUUUGGUCUAGAUUGGAGCGAGCGUAUUAGAAUUAUAUACGCUGGUGAUGAUGUUACGGAUGAGGACGCGAUGAAGGCAUUGAAAGGUAUGGCCGCUACUUUCCGCGUGGCAUCAUCGCACAUCAUUCGCACGUCCGCGGAGAGACGUUUGCCCAGCACGGAUUCGGUUUUGACGAUGUUGAAGUGGGUCGAGAGGCAUCUCAGCAGGCGCAAGCCCCGCAACAGCAUCGAUAUCCCAGGCAUUCCGUCACGAUUUCGACGCGGUAGUGGUGGCAUCACGAUGGAGAUGUCUUACACCCCGCCGAAAACACCUCUCGAAUCAUAGGUGAUGCUCAAAUGUUCCCUCUUAGCAUAUCAGGUAUAUGUGGCGUGAUAUAUAUCUAUCAUAGGAUUAUAAUGUACUCGUAGCGUAAAGUCAGCCAACAUAAACGAAGGAGCGAGAGAUAACAGAGGAAUCGCGAACAGCUAAGAGAUGAAAAAAAAAGUUAACGAGGUCCACGCCUAAACUCCAUGUUGAAUAUAGGUACUGAAGAAACUGUCGCGAUUAGAAAGUCCAAAGAAACGUAAUGAUUCUUCCUAAGUAAGAAGUAUAAUAACAAUAUUAUAUAGAUUCGCUAACGCGGAGUUUAAGAAGUACGAAGAAUCAAAUCGUUAUGUUACUCUCUAGCUUUUAAUGUCGAUGUAUUUUCUGAUACUGGUUAGACCGUAGCCCGAGAAAAAUAUUGAGCUCGUGUACGAAACACAUUGCGAUGUUUUCCGUACGACUGAAACCUCUAUUUCGGCUUUAUACAACAGAAAGAUGUAUAUAUUAUAUAUCUAUAUUUUCGAUGUACGUAUUCUUCGAAUUUAUAAUUGUAUCAUGUGGAACACGAUACGUAUGCUUCUCCACGAAGAUAUAGCAUUUAAAUACCUAGUUUUUAGGUCCGCGUCGCUCAGUAAAAGGAUAAACAUUCGGCAGAUAACAAUGAAUCCCUUAUACUACCUUUAUUAGUUGCGUUUUACCUCAUUAACGAUUUCUAUCGGUAACACAGCGAUGACGAAAAAGAACACUUUUUAGGAUAUUUAUACGAUCCUGGUAGGAAUUGACUGUCGGCGAAGUACUGGUCCAGUAUCAAUUUUUACAUAUCAGAUACCAAAGGAGUAUUGAGAUGAUCGCAAUAAGGAUAAAACUUGUAACGCAGUACUAUUGUAGCACAGACUUACUGCACUACUUACAUAAAUACAGACGUGACACUGCAAAUAUACUGACGGUGUAUUGUCUCAAUACUGAGACAAUUAGCUGACACAUUGGUGUUAGAUAAUUUCAGUAUAGACACAAUGUACUGGAUGAGUAUUAUUAUUCAAUGUUGAUCCACACCCACACACAUUGGGUUCAGUGUCAUAUCAUUGUUUUUUAAAAAUAGGUUCAGUACUGAAAACUCAUUUUUGGUACUGGAUUAGUACUUCGCCAAGAUUCAAUAGUGGUCCCACUUAGGCAAGUAUGUGUUUCUUUACAAAUGUUUUGAUUAAUUUAUUUGUUUUUUCUUCCUUUUUUUCCUCCUUAUUUUAUCAGUAACGAUCAAUUGUACACACACAUUACAAAUGAAAUAUUAAUCGUUAAAUUUUUGGAUAAAAUUCCUUUUUCAUGUCAUAUAAUUUACGACAAAAUUGAUACCAUCAUACAGUUAUAAUACAAUGUACGCACCUUCAGGAAUAAAAGUUAUGCGCUCUGUUAAUCUAUAGUGAAUGCGUAAAACUGUAGAAACGUAUGAUUUCGUGCGAGAGACAAAGAAAAAAAAGCAAAAUCUAAAAAAAAAAAGGUAAAGUAGAUUUAAACUAGAUUUUACACUUUUUGUAAGUAGAAUAAGAUAUUAAUGUAUGUAAAACAAAAGAGGCGAGAGAAGAUUACUGGUAUUUAUGCUGGUAUAAUUGCUUUGGUUGUGCGAGUGAUAAUAAGUAAGAAACGGCUACAUUAGGAUCUAUGCCUUUUAACUAUAUCUAUUUAAAAGAUAUUUGUCAUUGCGCAUUUUUCUCCGUGCUGUCGGAUAAUACUGACUGAUACAAACUUAUACUGGUACAAACUGGCAACGCGUAUCCGUCUCUUGUCACACGAGCUUGUUUUGAAUUGAGAAACUUUCCGAAAGAAUAACUCGGUAGGCGUCAUUUAUUGCACAAAACGCAAUUCAAUAAGUCACAAUGGAGAGGCAGGCGUCUUUGAAAUGUGACGAAAUUUAGCAAUUUUCACAAAUUAUAAUUAAGCAACGAUAGAGACAGAUUGGUUCUGGGGUGAAAUUGUAUAAACGAAUAUAUUUAUUAAAAAUUCCCUCUUACGAAAGAGGAUUACUUCGGAUUGAUGACAUUUUUAUAUUCUUACCGUAUAGCUUUGUUUAAAAAAACGGGCUUUUGAAUUCGUUUCCAUAAAGUGUAACGUCACGUUUUAUUCUACAAUUGCUUUCCUUUGUAUAGUUUUCCUGUAUUUUUAUUUCUUUAAUCCGCUUAGCGUCCGGAACGUUUUUUCCAUCCGCAACAUGAACCGUUUAUAAGCUAAAUUGAAAUUAGUCUGCUGAUUAAUAUCUAUGUUAAUUAUUAUUGGUUGCUCGUAGAGCAAAAGAGUUUAGCGGUCAAAAGAUCAAACGUUGCGUAACACCUAAUGAGAGCGAUUAGCAAUUAAGUAUAUAUACAUGUAUCGACCAUAUCGGUAUCUCGGAGGCUUUGACGCGAACGCAGGUCAGAUUUUAUAUAAUCGUACUUUCGCCGCUGUAUUUAUUAGUCAAUUAUAAUAAUCGUCGGUCAUUGGAUAAUAAACGAGACAAUUGACGAUUAGGCAGAAGAAGACGAAACAAAAAACGGCAAUCAAUAAUAUAAGGAAAAUGUAAGCACGAAGCGAAAUAUAAAGUACUGUUACAUCGAGGAUACACCUAUCGGAAUGCACAACGUCAUCUCUGUUCAAAAAUGUGUAGAAAAGAAAAAGUAUAUGUAUAUAUAAUGAGAGAUAUAUAUAUAUAUAUAUAUGUAUAGAUACACGCGACGCGCGUACAGAGUCCUAUCACGUUAAAAUAAAGAUCUCUAUCUUUUCCCCGACUUCUUUACUAAAAAAAAAAAAAAAAA